AUGGAAUCGGCAACGAAAUUCAGACUUGUUGUAUUCAGCGCUAAGCAGUAUGAUCGUUUCUUCUUUGACAUCGCAGCCUCCGAAAGCCAUAAAACACUAUAUGACAUUGAAUAUUUGGAUUUCGCUUUGAACUCAGAAACAGCACCAUUGGCGCGAGGCUAUGAUGCUGUAUGUGUAUUUGUCAAUGAUACACUUGAGAAGGAUACUCUGAAGAUACUGCACACCAAUGGAGUCCGUGCUAUUCUUCUCCGGUGCGCCGGUUUCAAUCACGUCGAUCUUGUCGCGGCCGGAGAACUAGGCUUGUUUGUUGCUCACGUUCCGGCCUAUUCACCUGAAGCUGUUGCUGAGUUUGCCAUUGCAUUGGUUCAGACUUUAAAUCGUAAGACUCAUCGCGCCUUCAACAGGGUACGCGAGAGCAACUUCAACAUCGAGGGCCUCAUAGGAACCACGCUCAACGGAAAAACUGUUGGAAUCGUUGGUGUUGGACGAAUCGGUCUAGCAACUGCCCGCAUUUUCAACGGAUUUGGGUGCAAGAUGCUAGCGUACGAUGUUAAUGAAAAUCCCGAUUUUGCACAGUACGGUUCAUUCGUUGGUCUCGAGCAACUAUUGGCAGAAUCCGAUAUCGUCAGCCUUCAUUGCCCACUUACUGAUUCCACGCGCCAUUUGAUCAGCACGAAGACACUUUCUAUAAUGAAGCCAGGCGCCCUAUUAGUCAACACAUCACGCGGCGGUUUGAUCGACUCAACAGCAGUUCUCGAAUCCCUCAAGUCGCAUCACCUCGGUGGACUAGCACUAGAUGUGUAUGAGGCCGAGAGGGGGUUAUUCUACACCGACCACUCGGGAAAGAUUAUUGACGAUGACGUCUUGAUGCGCUUGUUGACCUUCCCAAACGUCCUCAUUUGCAGCCACCAGGGGUUUUUUACCAAAGAAGCGCUGACAGAAAUCGCCAAUGUCACUUUUGCAAAUCUAAGUGACUUCAUUGAGCGUCGUCCGUGUCCCAGAUCCCUGGUCGCAGGCGGACAUAUUGACAGCUCGAUUGGAGUCCAGCCUGUACGUCUUUAA
Talaromyces amestolkiae is the source of this 1062-nucleotide messenger RNA. RefSeq lists its product as uncharacterized. Lineage: Eukaryota; Fungi; Ascomycota; Eurotiomycetes; Eurotiales; Trichocomaceae. The record is from RefSeq and is a predicted model, not a curated record. Gene Ontology annotation, molecular function: D-lactate dehydrogenase (NAD+) activity; NAD binding. The coding region runs from base 1 to 1062 and encodes 353 amino acids. The transcript has a single exon.